Manis pentadactyla (Chinese pangolin) is the source of this 8078-nucleotide messenger RNA. RefSeq names its product striatin (gene STRN). The transcript is spliced from 19 exons. The record is from RefSeq and is a predicted model, not a curated record. Bases 139 to 2565 code for a protein of 808 amino acids. Gene Ontology annotation, cellular component: dendrite. Gene Ontology annotation, molecular function: protein-containing complex binding; armadillo repeat domain binding; protein phosphatase 2A binding. NCBI's taxonomy places the organism in Eukaryota, Metazoa, Chordata, Mammalia, Pholidota, Manidae.
GCCCCCGCGCCCAGGCGGCUGCUCCCUGCUGACUGGGGUGUGGGCGGGGAGCGGCGGAGGGAGGAGGAGGCGCUGCUGGCCGCCGCGGUCGCCUCCGCUGCUGGGCGCCUGGGCAGCUCCCCGGUUUCUGCGGCCGCCAUGGACGAGCAGGCGGGUCCCGGCGUCUUCUUCAGUAAUAACCACCCGGGCGCCGGCGGUGCCAAGGGUCUCGGGCCUCUGGCGGAGGCUGCACCGGCCGGCGACGGGGUGGCUGCGGCGGGGGCGGCCAGAGCUCAGUACAGCCUGCCGGGGAUCCUGCACUUCCUGCAGCAUGAGUGGGCCCGCUUCGAGGUGGAGAGAGCCCAGUGGGAGGUGGAGCGGGCGGAGCUGCAGGCCCAGAUUGCUUUCCUUCAGGGGGAAAGGAAAGGUCAAGAAAAUUUGAAGAAGGACCUUGUGAGAAGGAUCAAAAUGCUGGAGUAUGCUCUUAAACAGGAAAGAGCCAAAUACCACAAGUUGAAAUAUGGGACAGAAUUGAAUCAGGGAGAUAUGAAGCCUCCAAGCUAUGAUUCUGAUGAAGGUAAUGAAACAGAGGUGCAGCCACAACAAAACAGCCAGUUAAUGUGGAAACAAGGUCGACAGCUACUCAGACAGUAUCUACAGGAGGUGGGUUACACAGAUACUAUCCUAGACGUGAAAUCUAAACGAGUGCGAGCCUUGUUGGGUUUUUCAAGUGAACUCACGGACAGAGACGAUGACAAAAAUCAGGACUCAGUAAUAAAUGGCACAGAGGCUGAAGUUAAAGAGACAGCAAUGAUUGGAAAAUCCGAGUUAACAGAUUCUGCCUCUGUGCUGGAUAAUUUCAAAUUCCUGGAAAGUGCAGCUGCAGAUUUUAGUGAUGAAGAUGAAGAUGAUGACAUUGAUGGAAGAGAGAAAAGCACCAUUGAUACUUCAACGAUUGUUAGGAAAAAAGCAUUGCCUGAUAGUGAAGAUCGAGAUACAAAAGAAGCUCUAAAGGAAUUUGACUUCUUGAUUACAUCAGAGGAAGGGGACAGUGAAUCCAGAAGUGCUGGCGAUGGAACAGACUGGGAAAAGGAAGACCAGUGUCUCAUGCCUGAAGCCUGGAAUGUGGACCAGGGAGUAAUUACCAAACUCAAGGAACAAUACAAAAAGGAGAGAAAGGGGAAAAAGGGGGUGAAGAGAAAAACUACCGAAGAUCUGUUUCAGCCUCUAUCCUAUAUAAAACAGUCAAAACAGGGAUUUGGGAGAAUGAAGAAUCAAACUUCAGGGCCCAAUAGGUCAAAACUACAAGAUAUGCUUGCUAAUUUGAGAGAUGUUGAUGAGCUUCCCUCAUUGCAGCCAUCUGUGGGUUCACCUUCCAGACCCAGCAGCUCCAGGCUUCCUGAACAUGAGAUAAAUAGGGCAGAUGAAGUGGAAGCAUUGACAUUUCCUCCUUCUUCUGGGAAGUCAUUCAUCAUGGGAGCAGAUGAAGCGCUUGAAAGUGAACUGGGACUUGGAGAAUUGGCAGGCCUUACAGUGGCCAAUGAAGCAGAUUCACUAACUUAUGAUAUAGCAAACAAUAAAGAUGCAUUAAGGAAGACAUGGAACCCUAAGUUUACAUUACGAAGUCACUUUGAUGGCAUUAGAGCCCUUGCUUUCCACCCCAUAGAGCCUGUUUUGAUAACAGCAUCAGAGGAUCACACGUUAAAAAUGUGGAAUUUGCAGAAAACAGCCCCAGCCAAAAAGAGUACUUCUCUUGAUGUGGAGCCCAUCUAUACAUUCAGGGCCCAUAAGGGUCCAGUGCUUUGUGUGGUAAUGAGCAGCAAUGGUGAGCAGUGUUACAGUGGUGGUGCCGAUGGACUGAUCCAGGGCUGGGCCACCACCAACCCCAACAUCGAUCCCUAUGACUCUUAUGAUCCUUCUGUUUUAAGAGGCCCUUUGCUAGGCCACACUGAUGCCGUCUGGGGUUUGGCUUACAGUGCAGCCCAUCAGCGCUUGUUGUCCUGUUCAGCAGAUGGCACUCUUCGUUUAUGGAACACAGCUGAGGUUGCUCCAGCCCUAAGUGUGUUUAGUGAUAAUCAAGAAUUGGGAAUUCCUGCCUCUGUGGAUUUAGUGAGCAGUGAUCCGAGCCACAUGGUAGCAUCAUUCAGCAAAGGAUAUACAAGCAUCUUUAACAUGGAAACACAACAACGUAUUCUUACUUUAGAAUCCAACCUGGAUAUGACAGCCAACUCUUCCUGCCAAAUAAAUAGAGUCAUCAGUCAUCCUACUCUUCCCAUCAGUAUCACUGCUCAUGAAGACAGGCACAUCAAGUUCUAUGAUAACAAUACAGGCAAACUGAUCCACUCAAUGGUAGCCCACCUAGAAGCUGUUACAAGUUUAGCAGUUGAUCCUAAUGGCCUGUACUUGAUGUCUGGCAGUCAUGACUGUUCGAUACGUUUAUGGAACCUAGAAAGUAAGACUUGUAUCCAAGAGUUCACGGCUCAUCGGAAAAAGUUUGAAGAAUCAAUUCAUGAUGUAGCUUUCCACCCAUCCAAAUGCUAUAUAGCCAGUGCUGGGGCUGAUGCACUGGCUAAAGUCUUUGUAUGACACAAUGCAUCACUUUCACCUUCUAGCUCUUUAUAAAUAAUCAACUGCACAAAAGAGACACAGAAGACCAGGGCAAGAAUCAACCUGUCCUGCCCUUUUGUUCUGCCGAAGGAGCACAGAGAACAUUUGUUGAAGUAUAGUUUUGCAAUUCGUGUACUGUUUUCUAAAACUAAGGUUUGAUCAGGUUGCUGCAAGCUCAGCUGAAUCUGUGAGCCUGAAAAAUCUUUCAAAAUUUCCCCCAAAUAGAAUCUUUUAUUUCUGAGUUGGUUCUAAUUCGCUAGGCAGGCCUGAGCGAACUUAGGUUUAGCUUGUUCCUAUUGAGUAAAUAGGGCACACUAAAAGGGAUAAUUAAAAAACUUGAUGGCUGGGAAUGAGUAGAGGAAGAAUGGAGAUUUAGACCUAAUUAUCCCCUGAGAUAUCUUGUUAAACACAUUAGGUAGUCAAAACAAUAAUCUUUACCAUAUCUGCUGUACUAAACCCUAUGUGCAUAAUGACCAUGCAGUGUUAAAAUGAGUUUUUAAAUUUAGCUCUCCUUUCAACUAUUUACAGAAAGAACCCAACAAAGAGUUUUACUUAUUAAAGGAAAAAAAGAAAUGCAAUAAUAUGUUAAAUAUAUUACUAUUCAGAAAUACUAAACAAAUAUUUAGUUUGUGAGCAGAUUUCUGUAUUGUGUUAUAUUUCUGAAAAUAGAUUUGGUAUCAUUCUAAAGUUUAGCUGUCAAAAACACUCACCAUUAUGAACAAUAGUUGAUAGGUCUGCUUUUACUAAAGGAUUUAACUUAUUCAGGUUUAAAAUUAUGUUUAAGGGCCAACAGGGCAAAUCUUUAAAAUAAUUUCUAUUAAUUUAAAAUUCACUUUAUUCAUGUGAUAUUUAUAGCACCAGAGUGAUUAUUUCAUGUUUAUGAAGUCUUACCUUUCAGUGGUUGAAAAGAUGGAAGAUAUUUUCAAGUACUCAUUUAUCAAAACCCACAUAACCAUGCUUCAGAUGAUCUCUGCUCUUUCUUCUUUGUCUCUCAUAUUCAAAUUGUCUGACUCCUACCAAAAAUAAUUCAUAAUUACUAUGUUUUACCAGUCCCUUUAAAGGGUUUGGUUAACCUCAGGCAGCCACUUUUGUAGAAGUACUAAGUAAAGCAAACGUUUUGUACCCCUGAAAUCCUCCGUUAAUAUCUCCAAGAAGAACCUCUUGGAAAUCUGGAUGGAAGAGUUCAGUUUAUAACAUUGGCUACAGAGUUCUCUCUUUCCCUCUCCCUACCCACUCCUCCAUUGUUUAGUUUCACAUCAUGUUUUAAUGGGCAGUGAAUCAAUAUUAUUUCUGGAGAAAACCAUAUUUUAAAAGACUGGGUAGGUUUCCAUGAGCUCACUUUGCCUGUGAACUACACGUGGUCAGCUCUUGGGAUUCCCAGGACCUACUCCCUAGACCUGCUAGACAGAACUAAUUCCUACAACUGUCUUGCCUGUCCUUAUACUCUCGUUUGCCCAAAAUGUCAAAGACCAAUGUAGAAAUUAGAAAUAAAUUACUAAUGCCCAACUUUUCAUUAAAAUGUAUAUAUAAUAGGCUUUCAGAUUAAAAAAAUCCAUUUCCGUAAGUAUGUUAACUUGUUAAUAUAAUUCCUACAUUCCUAUCCCCACAUAUUCCAUUGUCAUAACAGGGCAGUUCUGUUGAUAUGUAUGUAUUUUCCUUGAAAAAGUAUUCUGGUGGUGAUGUGGAUCAUAAAUGACAAUUUAAAAAAUUUCCACUUGUCUGCCUCUAGAAUUCUGCAAUAUACAGGCAAAUUUUCUUUAAAGUUAAAGACCUGUGCUGUAUUUGCCUAACUGAUAAACAGACAUGCACUAACAUUUUGAUAUGCUACCUUUUCAUUUCAUUGGAGCUUUGGUUAACGGUGGGCUCAAAGGACUCCUUUGUAAUCAUCAUCAUCAAAUGAAUUGACUUGGACAUGACCUACCCAGUGAAUGUUUAUAUUCCUGUGCAGGUAGAGAAUUAGUGGAUUCCUCCUUUGGUUCUUAGAGUAAAGAAUUGUUGCGAACCUAACACUUGUAGAAGGAUACUGGAAAAUUCUGGUUAGGUGCCCUUACUUGGCAUAUUUUUGAUGGAUGACCACAAAACUAUUGUUGUACCAGUUACUGCUUUAAUUACCUUCCAAGGUCUUCAGUGCCUGCUUUACUUAUGUAUUCUCAAAACCAAGACAUUUUCUUCACCUGCAUUUUAUGCCUCAUGGUUGAGAUAGAGAUAUGUAGACUGUAGUGCAAAUGGUGGACUGUUGAAAGUUCCGUAGAAAGCCAGUGCUGUACUGUUGGACACUGUACACAGAUACCAAGAUUAUUCUCCACUAACACUGUAUGAUCUCCGCCUACAAAUGAGCCAAAGCUGUCUUCCAAGCAAAUAGAAGCAUAUCCAUGUGUCUGAUUUUUCCCUCAGUCUAUCAAAAAUUCAGUGAAAAUUCAUAAAAUGAACAAAUACAAGAUUCAGUCAUUAAAAUGCUUUCAUAGUGCUUGAUUUGUAAAUAUUUUGGAUGAAAUGUAUUGGAAUAGUGUGAAAAAUCAGCAGGAGAUAUGGGUCCUGCCUUAUUUUCAUAGGCUGUGUGAAUAUCCCUGGGAGCUUGCAGCACCUUCUCAAAACUCAGCUGUCGUAUGGAGCUCAUUUGCUACUUGAACCAUAGACAGAUAUUUAACAUAAGUGAUAUAAGGAUCUUCAGUAUUUUUCUAUUGAACAAGUUUAGCAAUUUUUGCCGUUAAACAGGUAAUUAGUUAUGCAAAGUAUUUAGCUUUUAUAAUCAUUUUAGUUAUGACUAAAAGGGGGGAAAUUAUGCUGCAUCACUGAUAAUGAACUUUGUGAGAAAUUUUUUGUUUAUCUGACUUUCAUUCCUUCAGUAUUCUUGCUAUAAAUUUCUUUUGGAGAUAAUGAUGAUUUAUUUGAAAAUGUCUAAAAUGUAUGUAUAUUUUAUAAAUAUAUAUUAUAUAUAUUGUAUAAAUAUAUAUAAUAUAUAUGCAUAUAUAUAUAUAUAUAUUAUAUAUAAACCAUAGGUGCAUUUUACUGUUUUGUAUGUUCAAUUUUGGAGGUAGUGUACACAGCAGGUAAUGAUGAGUAUGGUGAGUGUUGUACUGUUUGCUUUUGCAGUAUAAUAUAUAGUUCAAAUGUUUAAAUUACUGUAUAUAUGAUAUUCAUUAUAGGCUAGCAUGCUUGUUUUAAAGACUGUCAUUCUAGUUUAUUAAAAUCUGAAUGUAAGAAAACCUGGCUAUUCAAAUGUGAAUUGAAAAAUACUCCAUUCUAAGUACUGAACUAUUUCCACUGAACAUUCAGGAUUUUUAACAAAACAGAUAUCAUCAAGAAAGGCAAUAGCUAGAGAAUGAGAGGUGCCUUUAAAAAAAAAAAAUGCAGCCUUAUAGUGAGGAUGAGGAUUUGAAUUUGUGGUGGGGAGUUGUGAGAGUAAGUGAGUGAGUGAGUGAGUGAGUGUGUGUGUGUGUGUGUGUGUGUUUGCAUGUUUGCCAAUCUGUGAAGGUCCUGAUUUGUGACCAUCAAGGUCUUUUUAAUGUAUCUGCUCAACUUCUAGGAUUUCAGGGGACAUAGCAUGCUCUGUCUUCUUGCUCUUCUGAGCAGCACAUAUACUUUCCAAGAAUUCUGAAAGUGAAUUCCUAGAAAUUUUAGUAGAGAAUAACUGUUCUUUCAAUAUAGUCAAGUUCAGGUAAAAGGAAAAGUUACUGGUUCGCCAAAAUUACGAAAUGUCAUUCAUGUUGGCUAAUAAGUAAUCUUUAAAGGCCACUUUUUUUAGUACUUCAUGUAUUUCCCCUUUACAUAAGACAUGUCAUGAAAUUCUUAUGUGAAGAUUCAACUAGUAAAAAUUAUUUUUAAACACCUGAACUCAUUAAAAUUCUACCUAAGAAUAGUAUUUAAAUAGCAUCUGUCAUAUCUACCUCUGUCAUUGCUGCCAUUUUAAGUGAAGUAAAUCUCUGUGACAUCUGAAAUGAUGGUUGGAUGCAAUUUAAAAAUCUGUGUUGGUGCUUUUCUCGGGCUUUGUCAUUUAAGUUAUAUUGAACUAAAAUAUCACAAAUCAGAUUGAAAGACAGAAUUAAUUUUGGUUUUCUUUUUAAAGAACUGCAUAACAGUUAUCAUCAAUGUUGAUAGUGAGCAGAGAGAACUUAGUCUCUGGGUAGUGUAUGUCUGAUGUUUUCAACCAAGAACCAAAUUGUUACUGAAUUUACUUGGAAGAAGAGCUCCAAGUCUGAUUUCUUCAGCUUACUUUAUUCUUUGAAAGCUAUUUCAAGGCUAUUAAGUAUAUAAUCAUUAAUUUUAUUUACUCAAAAGUUGCCUCCAUUACUGUUACUUGUCUAGUUUAUAUAAUUGGAGUACUUUAAGUGUUUGACACUGGGAUUCAGGUUGUACAGACGUAGUAGCUGAGGGAAAUUAUAUGUACAGUCUUGUGAAAUGUAUCAAUUCCUAAAGUUAAUUUUAGGGGACUAUCCAGAAAACUAACAUAUCUGUGUUUAAAAAAAGGACAGGUCAUUGGUAAAUGAUUUGAAUUAUUUUUACUUUUGCCACUGAAAGCUUUUUAAUUAUAUUCAUCAUCCAGCUGGAUCUCCAUGUCAGUGUAAAGGACACCAGGUUGACAAAGUAUGUAGCAGACUGCAUUUGUUCUGCUUUUUAAUCUCAAAAAAGCAAAUUUAGGCCAAAAGAGAUCUGUAGGUCCCCCCCAGUAUUCCUGAAGUGGUGCCUAGGGGUCAGAAUUUUAUGGAUCUUUCUAGUGAAGCCAUCAAUUUGAUUUAACUGGGACCACAUGUUUGUCAUCCUUAUGAUGCAAGUUAGAAAGUUCAUUUUAAUUUAGAUUAAUUUUAAUGUCUGCCUGGGUUUUUUUUCAGGCUGUGAACCAGUGAGUGCCUUGUUAAUGCAGAAUGAUUCUUCCCUGGUUGUGUAUGAGCCCCCUUCUGGAAAUGCCUCAGAGAAUGGUGUUUUAGUUGGCCUGUAGAGAUCUGCUACAUUUAGUAUUAGCAGCUAUCAGAAACUCCUCAGUCUCCCACAUAUGUCCCUCCCUACUUUUCGUCUCAUUGUUUGGCUGAAGUUUGCCUCUUGUGAAAACAAAUACAACCCCCCUUGACAUACUUUUUUCCAGUCCAGAUUAAGAGGUAUUCCCUGUACCCAUCCCAACUUUAUGAUUCUCAUACCUGUCUUUAGGAGGAACCACUUCUUUGUAGUCCUGAAAUCUGCGGGUUAUUUUAUGUCUUCUCAACUUCAGUUUACUAGAGCUGACCUCAGGGCAUCGUCAGUUCAGCUUCCUGAAUAACUCCUUUUCUCUACACCCGCGUAUCACCCUAAUUGGUGAGCCCUGGAUCAGACUGAUCUUCAGGUAUUCUAAAAUUUAGUUAUAAUAUCAAUUAAUGUAAAUUAAUCCAAAUGCUAAUUUUUGUGGUGCGAGAAGUUUCUUUUGUAAAUUCAGGGUAUGGAUAAGCUAAUUAAGAUAUUCUUUUUUUGGUGGCUCUAAGUGUAUUAAUUUGUUUUUAAAUAAAGUGUACAAAUAUAGAUAA